Megalops cyprinoides (Indo-Pacific tarpon) is the source of this 2395-nucleotide messenger RNA. RefSeq names its product bromodomain containing 9 (gene brd9). Gene Ontology annotation, biological process: regulation of transcription by RNA polymerase II. Bases 102 to 2084 code for a protein of 660 amino acids. The transcript has 17 exons. Gene Ontology annotation, cellular component: nucleus. The record is from RefSeq and is a predicted model, not a curated record. Lineage: Eukaryota; Metazoa; Chordata; Actinopteri; Elopiformes; Megalopidae.
UCCUGUGAAACCUGCCUUGUUGAGUCGCCUGAGCUAAUAUUGUAAUGAAGACAAUGGAGUAGACGUUUUUAUAACAGAGAGCACCUGAGUUUUUUAAAAAUAUGGGGAAGAAACACAAAAAACACAAGCCAGAAUGGAGGACAGUUGAUGAUUAUGAGGACAAACCUCUAGAAAAGCCCCUGAAGCUGGUCCUCAAAGUAGGAGGAAGCGAGGUCACAGAACUCUCAGGCUCAGGGCACGACUCCAGUUACUACGACGACAGAUCUGACCACGAGCGAGAGCGCCACAAGGAGAAGAAGAAGAAGAAAAAGAAGAAAUCGGAAAAGGAUAAAGACAAGCAUGCGGAUGAUGAGGAGAGGAGGAGAAGGAAGGAAGAGAAGAAGAAGAAGCGAGAGAGAGAGCAGUGUGAGACAGAGGCUGCUGCUGUGCCAGUAGAUCCUUUCACGUUGCCAAAAAAUGUGGAGCAGGUGGAGGAGAAGAAGCGGAAGAGGGAGAAGUGUGAAGCAGAUGCAGAACUGGACGAGUUCCACCCCGGGGUGAAGGUGGAGGUGGAGCAGCCGCAGGUGGACCGACCUGUCCGGGCCUGCCGGACUCAGCAGGAGAAUGAGUGCACCCCACGGCAGCAGCUCUUGGAACACUUCCUCCGUCAGCUACAGAGGAAGGACCCUCAUGGCUUCUUUGCCUUCCCGGUGACGGAUGCCAUUGCUCCUGGUUACUCCGUGAUCAUCAAACAUCCCAUGGAUUUCAGCACCAUGAAGGACAAGAUUACAACCAAUGAGUACAAAACUGUCACUGAAUUCAAGGCAGACUUUAAGCUGAUGUGUGACAAUGCCAUGGUGUACAACCGGCCUGAGACGGUCUACUACAAGGCAGCCAAAAAACUGCUCCAUACUGGCUUUAAGAUGAUGAGCAAAGAGCGGCUGUUAGCUCUGAAGCGCAGCAUGUCUUUCAUGCAGGACAUGGAUUUUUCUCAGCAGGCGGCCAUUUUGGGCGACGAGGACGUUGCCUCUGAGGAGCCCCCUCCUGAAGUCAUCCCCGUGCCUGUCGAGUCUGCUAAAAAGUCCAAAAAACAACCUGUCAUGAAGGAAGUCAUCAGUUACCUUUAUGAGCCUGAGGGGAACGCCUGCAGUCUGACUGACAGCACGGCAGAGGAGCAUGUCCUGGCCUUGGUGGAGCACGCGGCCGAUGAGGCCCGCGAUCGUAUCAACCGCUUUAUGCCCGACUCCAAGAUUGGCUACCUGAGAAAGGAGCCAGAUGGCUCUCUGGUCUACACGGUGGUAAACCAGCAGGACCCAGACGCAGAAGAGGAGGAAACUCACCCUGUGGAUUUGAGCUCUUUGUCCACAAAGCUCUUGCCCGGUCUAACUACCUUGGGCUUCAAAGAUGACAGAAGACACAAAGUAACGUUCUUGAACAGCGCAUACAACACACAGUCCCUGCAAAACAACACCGUAUACCCAGACCUGCUUCCUGAGGAGAUGGACCUGUUGUAUUCUGCCUAUGGAGAUGAAACGGGGGUGCAAUGUGCACUCAGCCUGCAGGAGUUUGUGAAAGGCUGUGGGGCUUUCACCAAGAAGCUAGUGGACGGACUGCUGGACAAGAUGACAGGGGGCGAUCAUUCCAAAGCCAUCUUCCAGAUACGACAGAAAAGGAACAUAGCAAUGAAACCUGAUGAGAUGAAGUCCAGUCUAUGUGAUAUGCAGGUGGGAGAUGGGAGUGGCAUGUCGGGAGAGAACAGUUCUGUUCUGGAUUUCAUGUCCAUGAAGACCUACUCAGACAUGUCACUGGACAUGUCACUGCUGAACAAUCUGGGUAAAACAGUGAAGAAAGAAUCGGAGCAUGACGAGGGACACCUGCACUUCGAUGAAACAGCCAAACUGCUGCAAGACCUUCAGGAGGCCCAGGUGGAUAGGGUGGGGUCACGACCCUCAUCCAACCUCUCCUCGCUGUCCAACGCAUCGGAGAGGGACCAGCACCAUCUAGGGAGCCCAUCCCAUCUGGGUGUUGGGGAGCAGUCUGAAAUGGUUCACGACCCAUAUGAGUUUCUUCAGUCUCCAGAGCCAGGGUCUACUGCCAACAGCUGAUUUCUCUCACCCCACCCCCGGCCUGUCACUGUGUCAACUGUCUUGAUGGGAAAGUGAGGCAUUGUGAACCUCAUAAUGGGUGGAGCUACCGUGCGCUGUCAGUUACCGACUCAUAUGAACCAAUCAAAAGACUUUGUUCUCCACAGCACCCCACUGUGGUUUGUUCAAACCAGUGAGUCUCCCACAAUACAUGACAGCUCCUCAAAGCAUAUCCCUCCCAUCGCUAGUCAGCAAACUGUACAUCCGUGAUGUAACUGCAUGCCAUUUGUAGAAAAGAACCUGAACCAGUCAUGUUGUGAAAGCUGAUGUGU